This is a messenger RNA of Trichophyton rubrum CBS 118892, 309 nucleotides long. RefSeq lists its product as uncharacterized. The transcript has a single exon. The coding region runs from base 1 to 309 and encodes 102 amino acids. The record is from RefSeq and is a predicted model, not a curated record. Lineage: Eukaryota; Fungi; Ascomycota; Eurotiomycetes; Onygenales; Arthrodermataceae.
AUGAUAGUCGUAUCCCUGAGCGUAUUUCUAUCUCGAAGCAAUCGAAGUUGUCCUUCGUUGAGAGUCCAAAAGUAUGUAUCUGGAUGCAACCAUGUCUAUAGAGUACGGAGUAAUAUCGGCUCUCCCUUAUUCCAUGCGUCUGUGUGUUUUGCUUGUUUCUCUUUCCUCGCAGCAACAAUCUUCGUAGGAUAUACUUUCAAAGUAAACGAGAGACAAGCCAGUCUGGCCCGGCGCUGUGCUGUGCUGUGCUUCUGUGUUUUGCAUAUUGCAGAGGGCAGUGCCCGUGGUACGAGCUGGUUCAGCUUGUAA